AUGGAGCCUUACAUCGUCUCAUGCUCUUUGUCAUUUCUCCUCUUGUGCCUUUGGCAGAAAGGUGGUGCUGAGUUCCAUCGGGACCUUAUUCUUAUGUUCGUCGCCACUGCGGCUGCCAUUGUCAACGAGAAGACAAACGGCUCUGAGACUCUCCUAGGUUGUGCUGCCACUACUGGUCUUGCUGUUAUGAUCCUCAUCUUUGCCAUAGGCCACAUCUCCGGUGCUCACUUCAAUCCUGCUGUCACCCUUUCCUUUGCUACAUUGAAACACUUCCCUGGAAACAUGUGUGUGCCUAUGUAUAUUGGUGCACAAAUUUUGGCAUCGAUUUGUGCCGCAUUUGCUCUGAAAUGGGUUUAUCACCCUUUCAUGAGUGGUGGAGUCACAGUUCCUUCAGGAGGAUACGUCUCAUCUUUUGCUUUGGAAUUCAUUAUUGCCUUUAAUUUAAUGUUCGUUGUCACUGCAGUAACCACCAACACCAGAGCUGUGGGAGAACUUGCAGGAAUCGCGGUGGGAGGCACCGUGAUGCUCAAUAUAAUGAUAGCAGGACCAGUAUCAGGAGCCUCAAUGAAUCCAGUAAGAACAUUAGGUCCUGCAAUAGCCGCAAAGAACUACAAAGCAAUAUGGAUUUAUUUGGUAGCUUCCGUGUUUGGAGCUUUAGCCGGUGCAUGUACCUACACUGUAGUGAAGCUGUCCAAAGAAGAUGAUGCCAAAGAAAAAACUUCAAUCAGUUUCAGAGAGUGA
Molecule: messenger RNA, 741 nt
Organism: Vigna umbellata (rice bean)
Lineage: Eukaryota; Viridiplantae; Streptophyta; Magnoliopsida; Fabales; Fabaceae
Source: RefSeq, a predicted model, not a curated record